AAUGCGCUCUUCAACUACGUCAUCGAACUUCGGCUUUCACCAUCUGAUCCACUCCCAACGAUUAUCUUGAACGAUGGUUCCCCAGGCUUUUAUUGCCGGCGCUAAGCGAACUGCGUUUGGUGCCUAUGGUGGAGCUCUAAGAUCGCUGACAGCCGCUCAACUUGGGGGACUUGCUUCCAAGGCUGCAUUGGCGCAAUUACCGGCGGGGACGGUCGUUGAUCAUGUGAUUUUUGGCACUGUUCUUGGUUCGGAUCCUUCAAGCGCAUAUCUUGCGCGUCAUGUCGGACAUCUUAGCGGUUUGCCGGUCACUGUGCCGGCUUUAACAGUCAAUCGGCUCUGCGGCAGCGGGUUUGAGAGCGUCAUCCAAGCUAAACGCUUAAUCUCCCUGGGUGAAGCUGAUGUGGUGAUCACUGGUGGAAGUGAGAGCAUGUCACGAUGUCCCUACACAUUGGCUGGCGAGAGUCGAUUCGGGAACCGAUAUGGCGUGGAUCUAAAGCUCGAAGAUAGUUUGGCACACGCUCUUAUCGACCGGGUCCCUCAACCGACCCCUAUGGGUAUUACUGCUGAAAACCUGGCCGAUAAAUAUUCAAUCAGCAGAGAGGACUGCGAUCGCUUUGCUUUAGAAAGCCAAAGAAGGUGGGAGCAAGGUAGAAAAGAUGGAGCAUUCAACGAGGAGGUGAUACCGGUCGAAUUGGUCUCACGCAAAGCGACGGUUCACUUCAGUAUAGAUGAGCAUCCUCGUCCGCAGACAGAUGAAACUUCUCUUAAGAAGCUUACACCGGUUUUCAAGAAAAACGGGGUUGUGACAGCCGCGAAUGCGAGUGGGAUUUGCGAUGGCGCAUCGGCAAACGUGGUGGUUUCGGAGGCGUGGCUCAAAAAAAACCAGGUCAAGCCCCUUGCAAGAAUUGUAAGCCACCAUACUGUCGCCGUAGAUCCAACUAUCAUGGGAAUCGGGCCGGUUGGGGCGAUCAAAGGUGCUCUGAAAUCAGCAGGACUCAGUAUCGGCCAGGUAGAUCUUUUCGAUAUCAAUGAAGCAUUCGCCGCUCAGUGGUUGGCAGUCGCCAAGGAGCUGGAGCUACCCUUGGAUCGUUCCAAUAUGUUUGGAGGUGCGAUCGCGCUGGGACAUCCGUUGGGUGCAUCGGGAGCCAGAAUUCUCAACAAUUUGACUUACAAUUUGAUCCGACUUAAUAAAAGAUACGGUGUCGGGUCUGCUUGUAUCGGCGGGGGCCAGGGGAUUGCUGUAGUAUUGGAAAGGUGUUAAAGACGAUUAAGUGUAGUUUUCGUUUAAGUAUUAACACCCUGUACUGUAUGAUUAAAAGACAAUGUAUUGAUAAACAGCCUUAUUGCAACAGAAUAGUUUUCAAAUCAGUUGGCAGAAAUCCGCAACACUUAUUUGGUUAGAUUUUUUUGUAGUUUUGUUUCACUCCCCCAAGCGCCAUUUAACCAUUUGUUACAUUGUCACAACUUCUCCUUCAAUUACGCACAUCUCCACUUUGGCAACUUUCAAGGCCUUAUUUUGUUUAAUUUUGUGAUGUCUUUGAUCUCCGCUCGCGGUCUGGCGUGAAAAUCAUUUGUAAAAGAAAACCAAAGUGAAAGCAGUACUUACUAUUGUCAUUAUGACAGCUUCAGGCGGUCUUGGGAAGUACAUUGCCUCUG
Puccinia graminis f. sp. tritici CRL 75-36-700-3 is the source of this 1656-nucleotide messenger RNA. RefSeq names its product acetyl-CoA acyltransferase 2. Gene Ontology annotation, biological process: fatty acid beta-oxidation. The coding region runs from base 74 to 1261 and encodes 395 amino acids. Gene Ontology annotation, molecular function: acetyl-CoA C-acetyltransferase activity. The transcript has 4 exons. The record is from RefSeq and is a predicted model, not a curated record. Lineage: Eukaryota; Fungi; Basidiomycota; Pucciniomycetes; Pucciniales; Pucciniaceae.